Crotalus tigris (Tiger rattlesnake) is the source of this 2312-nucleotide messenger RNA. RefSeq names its product kelch like family member 38 (gene KLHL38). The transcript has 4 exons. NCBI's taxonomy places the organism in Eukaryota, Metazoa, Chordata, Lepidosauria, Squamata, Viperidae. The coding region runs from base 288 to 2060 and encodes 590 amino acids. Gene Ontology annotation, molecular function: protein binding. The record is from RefSeq and is a predicted model, not a curated record.
UCGGUGAUGCUAAACAAACCUAGAAACUAUCCCCAAUGAAUCCUUCCAACAGCGAGAGAAUAAUAUAGGGAGGUUUCAUGGCUUCUUCUCCCUCUGCUUUUCAAACAUUAAUCUUCCGAGGCAUGUUAUAGGCAUGGAAAGUUUCAGCAGAGAAUAAACAAGCCAGAGACACUGAAGGUUGGGAAAGGAUUAAGAUGGACUUUAUUUCAAGGGGACUUUUGCAUUGCACCCCGAAGAACUUUUGAUACAGUAAUCCCAAGAAUUCUCUUUUGGAUGCUGUUUACAUCAUGGAAGAAAAAUCUCUCCAAGGCCUGCUGUUCAGAGACCAAGAUUUUUCAUCUGAUCUCCUAAAGCAACUGAACGACUUGAGACAAAACAGAAUCCUAACUGACGUUCUUCUGUGCACAAACGACAUUGAAAUUCCUUGUCAUAAGAAUGUUCUUGUCUCAAGCAGCCCCUAUUUCAAGGCCAUGUUUUGUAACAACUUUAAGGAGAGCGUCCAGGAAAAAGUCAACCUCCAAGGAAUGGACUCUGGCAUUCUGCAUGCUAUUAUCCUUUACGUCUACACGGGAGAGGUCCUCAUGACUCACGAGAACAUUCUGAGCCUCAUGGAGACUGCUUCCAUGCUUCAGUACAUGAAACUCUUCGAAGCCUGUUCAGCUUACCUCCAGGAUCAGCUUUCUCCAGAAAAUUGCCUCAGUCUGAGCAGGCUUUCUGAAAUCCUCCACUGUCAGGAUCUUAAUCAGAAAGCGAAAGCUAUGGCGCUAAAGUAUUUCCCUGAAGUAGCCACUUCUGAAGACUUGAAAGAACUUUGCGUGUUAGAGUUGAUAGACUAUCUUGGGAAUGAUGAACUUUAUGGAGAGGAGGAACAAGUUUUCGAGGCUAUUAUGGUCUGGGUAAGGCAUGAUCUUCAAGCACGACAAGGCUAUAUUCAAGACUUGUUCAAAAAGGUGAGGCUUCAGUAUGUCCAUCCAACGUUCUUCUUCCGUUUCAUAGCCAAUGACUCUCUCAUUCAGUCAUCCCCCGACUGUCAAAAUAUCUUAGAACUUGCAAAUAAGCAGAUGUUUUCAUUGUAUAGUGUCAGUGCCCCUGACGUCAAACCCAUCUGGCAUGUUCCUCGGCGCUAUUCAUGUCGGGAAUUUCUCCUCUUAAUCGGUGGUCGCAAAGACAAUCAACAAACUACAAGGGAUGUUUUGCUAUAUGAUGAGAAGACAAAUCAAUGGUUGAGCCUCGCUAAGUAUCCAACCCGUGUCUAUAAGGCCUCUGCAGUGAGUCUGCACAGUAAUAUCUAUCUUCUGGGGGGAAUUCCUAUAGGAAAUGGGAGGAACCAAGUCAGCAAUAAUGUUUACAUUUUCUCACUCAAACUUAAUCAAUGGAGGCUGAUAGAGCCCAUGUUAAUAGCACGCUAUUCCCAUAGAAGUGUGGCCUACAAAAACUAUAUCUUUGCCAUCGGAGGUAUAGGCAUGAACCGGGACAUCUUAAAUUCCAUGGAAAGGUAUGAUAGCAUCUACAACAUUUGGGAAGACAUGGCAAAUAUUCCUACUGCAGUUCUGCAUCCUGCUGUAUCUGCCAAAGACCAAAGAAUCUACCUGUUUGGGGGGGAAGAUCUGAUGCAAAACCCAGUCAGGCUAAUACAGGUGUAUCAUGUAUCUAGGAAUAUGUGGUUCCGAAUGGAGACCAGGAUGGUGAAAAACGUCUGUGCACCAGCAGUUUUGAUUGGAGACCGGAUUUUUAUCAUUGGAGGGUACACCCGAAGAGUAAUUGCGUAUGAUACUAAAGACAAUAAAUUUGUGAAGUGUGCAGACAUGAAGGAAAGACGGAUGCACCAUGGAGUAGCAGCCAUCAACAAGAAGCUAUACUUGACGGGUGGCCGUUGUCUUACGGUGGAUAAUGCCAUUGUGGACUCCGAUUCCCUCGAUUGCUAUGACCCUCAGACAGAUACCUGGUGUUCAAAGGGGAAACUACCACAUAGACUGUUUGAUCACGGAUGCCUCACACUUCAGUGUGUGCCUUACGCCAACCUCUUGGAAGAAGGGAAUGAAAAGAAAACUUUUUCCUAAUUGCAGGGAAGAUGCUAGUCAACCUUUCCCAAGCCAACAAAAUGGAUUCAGGAAUCAGUUUGGGAAGGUCCACUAUAACAUGAGGUAAAAUGAGCUCUUUGCCUCAAGCAGCAGAUACAGGGUUUGAUUAAAGCAGUGGUUCUCAACCUUUUUAAAGCCGCGACCCCCAACCGGUCGUAAGUCGAGGACUACUCAACCGGUUGUAAGUCAAGGACUACUCAACUGGUACAGCAUCGUUUGCAGAAUGGGACU